Salarias fasciatus (jewelled blenny) is the source of this 6142-nucleotide messenger RNA. It is a transcript of the gene ptch2, whose product is annotated as patched 2. Lineage: Eukaryota; Metazoa; Chordata; Actinopteri; Blenniiformes; Blenniidae. Gene Ontology annotation, molecular function: hedgehog family protein binding; hedgehog receptor activity; smoothened binding. The record is from RefSeq and is a predicted model, not a curated record. Gene Ontology annotation, biological process: negative regulation of smoothened signaling pathway. Gene Ontology annotation, cellular component: plasma membrane.
CCGCCUCGCACCCUCUCUUCUUUGGACUAUGGCCUCGGAUCGCGGGGUCCCGGGGGCCGGCGUCUUUGGAGAUUUACCCCCGAGUUAUGCGCGCUCGCAGCCGCCCGCGAACCCGGACCUGCUGCGGAGACCCAGCUACUGCCACGCCGCUUUCGCACUUAAACAGAUCUCAAAGGGUAAGGCGGUAGGGCAGAAGGCUCCUCUGUGGAUCCGGGCAAGGUUCCAGGCCUUCCUGUUCUCUCUGGGCUGCCACAUCCAGAGGCACUGUGGGAAGGUCCUCUUUAUUGGACUCUUAGUAUUCGGGGCUCUGUCUGUGGGACUUCGGGUGGCAGCCAUUGAAACAAACAUCGAACAACUAUGGGUGGAAGCUGGAAGUCGGGUGAGCACGGAGCUUCGCUACACCAGGGAGAAGCAGGGAGAGGAGUCGGUUUUUACCUCACAGAUGCUUAUCCAGACACCAAAAGAGGAGGGCACAAAUAUUCUUACCCAGGAGGCUUUGCUGGUUCACAUGGAAGCCGCCCUGUCGGCCAGCAAGGUGCAGGUGUCGCUGUUUGGAAAAUCAUGGGAUCUUAAUAAAAUAUGCUAUAAAUCAGGAGUUCCUAUAAUAGAAAAUAUCAUGAUUGAAAGGAUGAUUGACAAGCUAUUCCCCUGUAUGAUAAUCACCCCAUUGGACUGUUUUUGGGAAGGGGCCAAACUACAGGGAGGCUCUGCCUAUUUACCGGGCAUGCCAGAUAUCCAGUGGAUGAAUCUUGAUCCAGUCAAGCUGAUGGAAGAGCUGAGUCAGUUCACUUCACUGGAGGGGUUCAGGGAGAUGUUGGACAAAGCCCAGGUGGGACACGCGUACAUGAACAGGCCGUGCUUAGACCCGUCAGACCCGGACUGUCCUCUCAGUGCUCCCAACAAGGAACAAAGAGAGAGUCCUGACAUUGCCGGGCGUCUCCAGGGUGGAUGCCACGGUUUCAGCCGCAAGUUCAUGCACUGGCAGGAGGAGCUCAUCCUGGGAGGGCGGGUGAAAAGCAGCCAAGAUGCUCUGCUGAGUGCGGAGGCUCUUCAAACAAUGUUCCUGUUGAUGAGUCCGAAGCAGCUGUUCGAGCACUUUAAGGACGACUACGAGAUCCUCGACAUCAACUGGAACGAAGAGAAGGCGACCGCCAUCCUCGAAUCGUGGCAGAGGAAAUUUGUUGAGGUGGUUCACCAGAGUAUCCCGGAUAACUCCAGCCAGUCCAUCCACGCUUUCUCCACCACCACGCUGAACGACAUCAUGAAAUCCUUCUCCGACGUCAGCGUCAUUCGUGUGGCCGGAGGGUAUCUGCUCAUGCUGGCCUAUGCCUGUGUGACUAUGCUAAGAUGGGAUUGUGCCAAGUCCCAGGGUGCAGUGGGGCUGGCCGGGGUGCUGCUGGUGGCCCUGUCAGUGGCGGCAGGCCUGGGUCUCUGCUCGUUGCUCGGCCUCUCCUUCAACGCCGCAACCACACAGGUGCUUCCCUUCCUGGCACUGGGGAUCGGUGUGGAUGACAUGUUUCUGUUGGCUCACUCCUUCACAGAAACUGGAAGUAACAUCCCUUUUAAGGAGCGAACUGGAGACUGUUUGCGUCGCACCGGCACCAGCGUGGCUCUGACUUCCAUCAACAAUAUGCUCGCCUUCUUUAUGGCCGCUCUUGUACCCAUCCCCGCCUUGCGAGCGUUCUCAUUGCAGGCGGCCAUUGUGGUCGUGUUUAACUUCGCCAUGGUGCUGCUCAUCUUCCCCGCCAUCCUCAGUCUGGACCUCCACCGGCGCGAGGACAAGCGCCUGGACGUCCUCUGCUGCCUGUACAGCCCCUGCUCGGACCGCGUCAUCCAGCUCUCGCCGCACGAGCUGUCGGACGCCGGCGAGCAGCCGCACACGCCCACGACGGGAACCGCGCACGCGCACCAGUACACGGCUGGAUCGACAAUCACCACCAGCACGCAGAUCACCACCACGGUGCAGGCUUUCACGCAGUGCGACGCCGCCGGCCAGCACAUCGUCACCAUCCUGCCGCCUACAUCCCAGAUCUCCACCAGCCCCCCCUCCAUCAUCCUCGUCCUACCUCGCAAGCUCAAGGUAAAGAAGUCAGAGAACGCUUUAAACAAUCACUCUUCAAAAAGUGUUGUUUUUGUAGAACUGAAUGCUAAAGCACGUCUUUCUGCUCCUCCUACAGCUCUCUCUCCUUCCCCCUCCACCACAUCUGUGCCAGACCCUUACGGAUCCCAGCUCUUCACCCCUACUUCCAGCUCCACACGAGACCUCUUGGCACAGGUGGAGGACUCCAAGUCCGGGAAGAAGUGUGUCCCACUCCCUUUCCUGCGCUGGAACCUGUCCAGCUUCGCCAGGGACAAAUACGCCCCUCUGCUUCUCAAGCCCAAGAGCAAAGCCGUUGUGGUCGUCCUCUUCCUCGGCCUCCUGGGCCUCAGUCUGUACGGGACCACCAUGGUGCACGACGGCCUCUACCUGACUGAUAUCGUGCCGCGUGACACCAAGGAGUAUGACUUCAUCGAUGCGCAGUUCAAGUAUUUCUCCUUCUACAACAUGUACCUUGUAACCAUGGAUGGAUUUGAUUACGCCCGAUCGCAGAGGCUGCUGAUUCAGCUGCACAAUGCCUUCAACUCUGUCCGUUAUGUGGUCAGAGACAGCGACGACAAACUGCCCCGCAUGUGGCUGCACUACUUCCAGGACUGGCUCAGAGGUCUCCAGGCUGCUUUUGAUGCUGAUUGGCAAGCAGGCAGGAUUACUGCUGACAGCUAUCGUAACGGCACGGAGGACGGCGCUCUGGCAUACAAGCUCCUCAUCCAGACUGGCUCCAAGAAAGAGCCUUUUAACCUCAGCCAGCUCACUACUCGUCGGCUCGUGGAUGCUGAGGGUUUGAUCCCGCCGGAGGUCUUUUACAUUUACCUGACAGUCUGGGUUAGUAAUGACCCUCUGGGCUACGCUGCAUCCCAGGCCAACUUCUACCCUCACCCCAGGGAGUGGAUUCACGACAAGUAUGACACGACAGGAGAAAAUCUACGCAUCCCAGCUGCAGAACCACUGGAGUUCGCUCAGUUCCCCUUCUACCUGAAUGGCCUCCGCCAAGCCAGCGACUUUGUGGAAGCCAUUGAGAGCGUACGCGCCAUCUGUGAUGAGUUUAGUCGCAAGGGUGUGCUCAACUACCCGAACGGAUACCCGUUCCUGUUCUGGGAACAGUACAUCGGCCUCCGACACUGGUUCCUGCUGUCCAUCAGCGUGGUGCUGGCCUGCACUUUCCUGGUUUGCGCCAUUCUCCUGCUCAACCCCUGGACCGCCGGCAUCAUUGUGUUUAUUUUGGCCAUGAUGACCGUGGAGUUGUUUGGCAUCAUGGGUCUGAUUGGCAUCAAGCUCAGUGCCAUUCCUGUGGUCAUCCUGAUCGCCUCGGUGGGGAUCGGAGUGGAGUUUACUGUUCACAUCGCUCUGGGCUUCCUGACAGCGAUUGGCAGCAGAAACAAGCGCUCCGCAGUGGCGCUGGAACACAUGUUUGCCCCGGUGGUUGACGGAGCGAUCUCCACACUGCUGGGUGUUCUCAUGCUGGCGGGGUCCGAGUUUGACUUCAUCAUGAGGUAUUUCUUUGCCGUGCUCGCCAUUCUGACUGUCCUGGGGAUGCUGAACGGACUGGUUCUCCUCCCGGUCCUGCUCUCCAUGACGGGCCCCCCGGCCGAGGUCACGCCGGUGGACAACGCCAGCUGCCUGCCGACGCCGUCCCCCGAGCCCCCGCUGCCUCCUCCAAUGACCCACCACGGGUUCUACGCCGGCCACCACAACCCGCGGUCCUCUCGCCAGCAGGCAUUCUCGGAGUCGUCGGAUUCUGAGUACUACUCUGAGCUGACCACCACGUCAGGGAUCGGGGAGGAGGAUUAUAAGUACUGCGACCGGAGCGCGUACCUGACGUCGAAGACCAGCGUCCCACAUGCACCUUCCCACGUACUGCUGGAAGCCAGCAAGAACCCCAGCUUCCCCAAACUCACGGUGGUGAAGCCAUUCACAGAAACCACCACAGCAGCUGGCGGGAGGAUCGAACCUCUGAGCGAAUCAACACUUACUGCGCAGUCACCUCUGGGCUCCCAGGUGACCUGCUGGGACGGAAACAAGCGGGAGCAGCAGAAGAGACUCCCGGCUCCGGCCGGCCAACACUUACCCAGCGACAGGGCUCACUUUGCUGGGAGGACUUGUCAAAACGGGCCCAGGCUGCAGAACGGCAGGAGGCCUCAGCCGAACAGGACUAAAGGGCCGAGCUACGGCCACAGCAGCUCCGCCGCGCCGGCGCAGCCGGGCGCCAGCGGGGGGCCCGUCACCAUGGUCACGGCCACCGCCUCCGUGACGGUGGCCGUGCAUCCAAACCUGCCGGGGGCGGCGUACCAAGGCUACAUGCAUGAAGGUUUUGACACUGACAGCGAGUCGGACUGUUUCGAGGCUGCCAGCAGGACUUUUGGUGACAAAACAAACUUUUCUUCAUGUAAGAGAGACUCUCUGGAGCUCCAGGACUUGGAAGCAGCACAGGCCCAGACAGAGUACCGGCUCGGAAAGACUCAAGGUGGGCUGAAGAUCCAAGCAUCCAAAGAUUGCUAGACUCUCUCACACGCUGUGGCCGUCUCAUUUCAAAGCUCUUCAUCGGAGCACCUUGAUGUCCACCUUGAACUCUGACCUGUACAUAGACUUCACAUGCAAGAAAAAAGAGGAUUUACUUCAAGGACAUAUUAAGUAAUUAAAAAAAAAAAAGGACUUGUUUUAAGAGUUAUAUAAAUCUAUGAGUAUAUAUUUUAAUACUAAAAAGAGGGAAGCUAUUUAAAAGAGUACUGUUUAACUUGGGUAUACUCUUGUGUAAAGUUUCAGAUGUAAAAGAUUAUUUUCAUGUGGGGUGGUUGAUUAAGCCCCAGACAUUGUACAGAAUAAGAUAUGUGCUAUAUGGUUUCACAGAACGUAAGAUGUUAUUGAAAUAUUAGAUUAUUGAACAUACAUGGUCAGUGUUUGUAUUUGUUUUUUGUUUUUUUGUUUUUUUUGUUGUGUUUUGUUUUUGUUUUGUUUUUUUGCUGCUACACUUCUAAAUAAUUUUAAGCAAUUUGCCUUAAAAAUAAUGCAGUAACCCCUCCCCCCCCCUUCUCUUCUUGUACGUUACUAACUCCCGCAGUGUUACACUGUGAGAUUUUCUGCAUCUGACACACUCUCUGCAACCGUGCACUGUAAAGAAAAAAAAAAGAAUUACAUAGCAAGUGCUGUUUUCUUAACAGUAGUAACCGCCGUGCCUUCAAUGUGUCCCCGUUUUUCUUUAUUUUUUUGUUUUUUUUUUUUUGUUCUCACAGCAUUCACAGCUCAGUAUUAUGUUCUCACUUUGGGUGUAAAUAUACAUCUUGUGUCUGUUUCGUCCAGACACGGAUUAUUCCUCUGGUGGCAAGCAGGAGAUUGAUAUUUGCUUGUCGUCACCGUGAACAGGCUGACGGUUGAUCGGCGUUUCAUGUUGGAUCUGCGCCGGCGUGUCAGUCGGUGUCCUCUGCAGUUUCAAACUACUUGAAGGAGCUGUGACGUUGUUUUUUUUUUUCCUCAGCAGUUAUUGUAAGCUCUACAGACGGUGAUGUUUACCUUCGCGUUGCUCGCCUUCUUGUAUUACUUUUGAAAGGGAAUUCUAAAAAAAAAAAAAAUCCAAUGCAAAAGGGAGUGAUAUUAUCUAGUUUUAAUGUUUUUCUUGUUGUUUUGUUUUAUCUUUGCUGGCUGCUUUAGGGUUGCAUCAUGCAUCAUGCUGUUGUGUCCCUGUCUCAUUUUUAUUCAGAUUUUAAUGCUUCAGUCUGCUUUGACUCACUUUCUAAUUUCACUUCUCAUUAAUACAAACCUCAUACAUGCCAUGCCAUUAUUUUUCACUCGAUAGAACUCGUCUCGUUUUGUCUGUGUGCUUUACGGAGUUGCCGUCGUUCAGUAUUGGUCUCAUCACUGCCAGGUUAAAUUGCAGGGAGAAACUUGCCGAUCUAUUCCUUUACGUCAUUCUACAAGUGGCAGCUCUUUCUUCUUUUUUUUCUCUUUGUAAAUAUGAAAGAAGAGUCGAAUAGCUACUGCAAAUUGUGAAUAAUUACGCAAAAAAAAAAAAAAAAAAAAGCAAGCAAAAGCACCAUUUCCAGUUUGGUGGGA